AUGUCAAAUUUUGCGCCAGUCUACAGGCCGUCCACCACGCAGCAAUCGUUCCUAACACGCGAGCAAAAGCGUGAGCGCAAGCGCAAGCGCAAUKCUCUUGACGAUUCAGAUGAAAAUGAUCGAUCUUCGGACUCAGAGGGAGAACAUGGCGCUCCGCGAGUGCUGCACCCGGUGAACAAAACGGAUCCCUAUUAUGUGGCGGGCCAUCCCCGUGAGAAACCUCUGCCAGGAGGUAAUUUUCCGCAUGCAGCCGUGAAGGAGGCCCGGCAUGCACAAAUUCCUGCCGAGCAGGAAUUGUCUCGGUUGAAUCCUCCGAUGUUUGUACCAAAGAUCGCUCAAACAGACCAUGCUAGCUCGUUGAGGGCGCGCCAUCUGGAUAAUCUUACUGCGAUCUUGCAUAAAUGCAUGCUCAAGGACGAUUGGGAGCGUGCCUCACGCGCAUGGGGGCUCAUUCUGCGGACCGAGAUUGCAGGACGAGGCGUUGACGUCCGCCAGCAUGGGCGUUGGACGAUCGGGGCUGAAAUAUUGAUGCGUCGUGAUCAAAUGUCAGCGCGGGAUGUCGCAUGGCGACUGGGUACUGGCAGAGUUGACGAGCAUGAGGAAGAGGUUGAAGAAGACGAAAAGCUGACCUCUGUACCUGCGAUCAAAGACGACAGCUUCAAGAAGGCGCGCGACUACUAUGACCGCCUCAUAGUCCAGCAUCCGCACUUGCAGCGUACUCAUCAUUCAAUUACAAGUGCAUUAUCGAUAUACCCGGCAAGAUUUAGUUUGUGGAUAUAUCACGUCCAGGACAAAUCAAAACGAGAGCGGCAGGGGAUCAGUGCCACUUCCGACUUUACAGACAGCGACUUGAGUACGAGCCCUGGGAGCGACAGAAGCGAUCAGCGACGCAGGUAUCGAGAGGUGAGGAGUCGUGAACUUACAGAGGCACUGGAGAUCGCUCGGCAGCUUGAUGAGCUACUCGUCAGUCCACCAUAUGACAGCAGCCAUGAGAUGCUUUACACGAGGGGCAUGGUGGCGCUUUGGCUCUACGACUUACAGGCGGAGCUUCUGCGACUACCCCAGGAGAAUAAUCCAAGUGGAGUGUCUGAUGAUGGCGAAGGAGAUUCGUCACUAGAGCACAUCAAUGCCGCGCAAGUGGAUACGCAGCGACGCCGUGCAGGUAAAAUCUUCGAAAAGCUGCUUGCAGCUGGAAUGGAGUUGCCGCCUAGUGUUCACGCGUUUCUGGACGAAGGYGAGGGAUAUGGCGAUGCAUGA
Ramularia collo-cygni is the source of this 1257-nucleotide messenger RNA. RefSeq lists its product as uncharacterized. Gene Ontology annotation, biological process: nucleolar large rRNA transcription by RNA polymerase I; transcription initiation at RNA polymerase I promoter. The transcript has a single exon. Gene Ontology annotation, cellular component: RNA polymerase I core factor complex. Gene Ontology annotation, molecular function: RNA polymerase I general transcription initiation factor activity; RNA polymerase I core promoter sequence-specific DNA binding; TBP-class protein binding. The record is from RefSeq and is a predicted model, not a curated record. The coding region runs from base 1 to 1257 and encodes 418 amino acids. NCBI's taxonomy places the organism in Eukaryota, Fungi, Ascomycota, Dothideomycetes, Mycosphaerellales, Mycosphaerellaceae.